This is a messenger RNA of Drosophila virilis, 1945 nucleotides long. Its product is annotated as pancreatic lipase-related protein 2. Gene Ontology annotation, biological process: lipid catabolic process. Gene Ontology annotation, molecular function: lipase activity. Lineage: Eukaryota; Metazoa; Arthropoda; Insecta; Diptera; Drosophilidae. The record is from RefSeq and is a predicted model, not a curated record.
CAAAGCGCAUGUCUCCAGCUCCAAAUUCGGCUAUUAUAAAAAACGUUAUAUUGUGGCACGUGCGCACGCCUACCGCCCGUGAAAGCCAAGAUCAAGUGUUGCACAAAUAGUUGCCGUCAUUGUUGUCGUUGUCGUUGUUUUUGUUAUUGCUGCCGUUCGGUUGUGGUCGGCUUUGGGCGUUUCGCGCGUGCCUGCUAAUUUAAACAUACUCGUGGCAUCCGGCAUUAUGCCGCGACAGCGUCGUCCAUUGGAGUUUGAAAACGAGAGUGUGCUUCGCCGAGUCCAAUGACCAGCUGCAGUCGCAGCAGCAGCCGCCGGUGCAUGCAUGAAAACCAAAACAAACCGAAGCAGCAAAAGUGCCGCAAAUUGCAUUUUGUUUAUAUGUUAAUUCAAAUGCCUGAGCCUUGACCCAAAGAGGCAAAGUUUUCGAACAACAUCAAAAAUUCCACAAAUAUACGGCAAUUUCUUAUCGAAUAUAUUAUACAAUAGCAAUUGACCCACAUCGAAUUGAGGCGUGUGCGUCUGCGUGUGUGUUAAAUAUUUACUUAGUGUCAAUUAUACAAAAAUGUUGUUGAACUGUGCGCGGCAAAAACAGCGACAAUUUCGGAGCAUCGUCUCAACAUUUUGGCACCUGCUGUGCCUGCUGCUCAGCUUUGUGGAUCUUGCCGCUGGACAAAACGCGGCUGCUGUGGCCGCUGCCGUUGCCGCGGGUCAAAAUCAAUCGCAGGUCUACAUAACGGAUUCUUGCCUAGAGAAGCCCUAUCGUUGCCCGCAUCCCAAGAUCCAGUUCUAUUUGUAUACGCGUCGCACACAAGAACAGCCCGAAUAUCUGGACGUGCUGGAUCCCAAUGCGCUCUACUAUACGCACUUCAAUCCACGCCAUCCCACCAAGAUCAUUAUCCAUGGCUUUGGCGGCGGACGUGAGCUCAGUCCCAGUCCGGAUCUGCGCGAGGCGUACUUCAGCAUUGGCGAGUACAACAUCAUCAUUGUGGACUACAGCAAUGCAGUGAAGGAGCCGUGCCUCAGUCAAAUGGAGUGGUCUCCGCGCUUUGGCAGCCUCUGCAUCUCUCAGCUGGUCAAGUAUCUGGCACGGCAUCCACGCGGUGUUCAGCCGGAUGAUCUGCACUUUAUUGGCUACAGCGUGGGUGCGCAUAUUGCGGGCCUCGUGGCCAACUAUUUAAAGCCCGAGGAGGGCAAGAUCGGACGCAUUACGGCACUUGAUCCCACCAUAUUCUUCUAUGCGGGCGCGAAUAAUUCACGCGACUUGGAUACCAGCGAUGCGCAUUUUGUGGACGUGCUGCACACGGGCGCCGGCAUACUUGGCCAGUGGCAUUCCAGUGGCCAUGCAGACUUCUAUGUGAAUGGAGGCACCAGACAACCGGCGUGUGUGGGCUCAGCCACGUUGUUUCAAACCUUGGCCUGCGAUCACACAAAGGUCACGCCGUACUUUAUCGAAUCGAUAACAACAAAGCGUGGCUUCUAUGCGGGACCCUGUCCCAAUCUAUUUACCUAUCUGAUAGGCUGGUGCGAGCCUAAGGACUCCGAUUAUGUGCUCAUGGGCGAGCACUGUUCGCAUAAGGCACGUGGCAACUAUUAUGUAACUACGAAUGCGAAGGCGCCCUUUGCCAGGGGAUUUCCGGGCAAGGGGCGCUCCAAUGGCGAGUACCAGGGCGUACGGCGUUAAUGGACUAACCGACUUGAAUAUAAUUAAGUUCUGUUUUAUGCUGUAGCACUCAUGUGAUUUUAGUUGUUGUUUCCUAAUUACGUACUUGUAUUUAUUUCAUUUGUUUUUGCUUAGUUUUUAUUUGCCGCCAUCGUCGUUGAGGGGUCGCAAAGCCGGCUCCAAUUGUCCGCGUCUUGUACAAAUCUAAAUCUAAUCAUUAAGUUGUAAGUCCGACGCUCUGCUGGAAUUUUGAAUAAAACUAUAGUAGAAAAAAUACAUACA